ACAUCGCCUCAAGUGUUGGACUACGUCUGAGAUGGAUUGUAUACAAAACCCCGUACAGUUGGCCUUUUAGUUGAGUCCAGACUGUUGUGCCUACUUCAUAUCACUCUCAUAAACAUUGAUCUUUUCAUACAAUCUCUGCUCCAUUCAAUAUCUCACAGACGUUGCUCGGCAAUAUCAGUAUGGGUGCUUUCACUCUCCCCUCGACCGACAAUCGUACUGUCACCGUACUUGGUGGAGGCGUCCUUGGCCGCCGCAUAGCAUGCGGAUGGGCUGCAAGCGGAUUUGAUGUUGUCAUUCGUGACCCUAGCCCUGAACAAAGGGCUGCCGCCGUGGAAUACUGUAACUCGAGCAUGUCACUGUACUCAGACUCUGAAACAAGAGGAAUUAUCACAGCGGUUGAAGACCUUUCGGAAGCUGUUGCUAAGGCAUGGCUCGUCAUCGAAGCUGUCCCUGAGAAGCUUCCCCUCAAGAUCUCAACUUUUGCAGACUUGGAGAAGCUCACAUCACACGACACCAUCCUCUGCAGUAACUCGUCAUCUUACAAGUCAAGAGAGAUGAUAGAGAGUCUGAAGCCGGAGACAAAACGACGCGUUCUGAACAUGCACUAUUACAUGCCACCAGACUACCGCGUCGUCGAGCUCAUGACCGACGGAGAAACCGACGAGACCAUCUUCCCAUUCCUCUAUCAUAAGCUUGAGGAGAUCAAGUUUCAUCCCUACAUCGCACAGAAAGAGUCAACGGGCUUCAUCUACAACCGUCUCUGGGCUGCCAUCAAGCGAGAGGUUCUGAACAUCCUUGCAGAAGAGGUCUCUACUCCAGAGGAGAUCGAGAAACUCUGGAGGGAGAUGUGGUAUGCUAAGGAGAAGGGACCUGUUGCGAUGAUGGACGCUGUUGGUCUUGAUACUGUGUCUUUUAUUGAGCAGCAUUACAUUGCUGAGCGUGGCUUGCCUGUUACGCCUGUCAAGUUUCUUCAGAAGUACAUUGAUGAAGGCAGAUUGGGAGCCAAGUCUGACAAGGGAGGGUUGCUCCCCCCAAGCAAGCUUGUCAAGUCCGAUCAUGAAACCUCGCUCUACUUCUUAGACAUUGGAUUGUCAAGUGGGAACGCAAAGGAUUGUGCCUCAGCUGGUCGCGUGUUGCUGGGUUCAAGUGAUGCGAAGCCCAUGAAGACAGUCGUCUCAGGCCAGCGCAUGCCUGAUGGUAUCGACAUCUCAAAGUCCGCCGGAAAGCUGUUCUGGACUUGUAUGGGCAAUCCUUCGUCCAACGACGGUGCUGUUCUCAGUUGCAAUCUCGAUGGUACGGAUCUUAAGGAGAUUGUCCCCCAAGGUCUGGUUCACACACCAAAGCAGCUGACUGUCGAUAACAAGAACUCAAAGCUGUACUUUGCUGAUCGUGAGGGAAUGCGGAUCAUGAGAUGCAACUUUAAUGGCUCUGACCUCGAAACCCUGAUCUGGACUGGUGACUGGCAGGUCGAUGAGCAUAUGCUAGACCCUACAAGAUGGUGUGUCGGCAUCACCGUGUCGCCUUCCACUGGCAAGUUUUACUGGACACAGAAAGGCCCAUCCAAGGGAGGGAAGGGUCGUAUCCUUCAAGCCAACAUCGACAUUCAGCCAGGCGAAGAUGCAAAGACCAGGACAGAUAUCGAGGUACUGUUCCAAGGCUUACCAGAACCUAUUGAUUUGGAGGUCGACGAGGAUGAGAACGUCCUCUACUGGACGGAUCGAGGCGAGCUGCCGGAUGGUAACACCAUCAACCGCGCCAAGCUAGAGGCAAUUAGCAAGGUGACUCACGAUGGUGCAAGCAAGCCAGUCAUUGAUUACGAGGUUCUUGCUCGGGGAUUACACGAGGCCAUUGGCAUCAAGCUUGACUCCAAGAAUUGUCGUAUCUUUGCCACGGAUUUGGGAGGCUCGGUGUACCAGUUUGAUAUGGAAGGAGGUAACAGGAAGAAGGUAUAUGAAGGGUCUGGAGCGUUUGUUGGCAUUACUGUGGCGUAGAUACCCGUAUGAGCCCUAGAAUUUGACAUCCCGGGAAUUCGUCGUAGUAAGGUUACAGUAUCUCACUACUGUGGCAUAUGGAAUAUCCUUCUCCAGGAAAUAGAUUUUAACAUCUCGCU
Messenger RNA from Fusarium verticillioides 7600, 2110 nucleotides. Its product is annotated as alcohol dehydrogenase. Bases 180 to 1991 code for a protein of 603 amino acids. Gene Ontology annotation, molecular function: oxidoreductase activity, acting on the CH-OH group of donors, NAD or NADP as acceptor; NAD+ binding. The transcript has a single exon. NCBI's taxonomy places the organism in Eukaryota, Fungi, Ascomycota, Sordariomycetes, Hypocreales, Nectriaceae. The record is from RefSeq and is a predicted model, not a curated record. Gene Ontology annotation, biological process: fatty acid metabolic process.